AUGGCGACUACAGGAUUAGUCACAGAUUUGGUGAACGAACUAUCCCUCACUGCCGAGACGAAAUGGGAAGAUGUAUCUCUCUUCACACCAUACUUACACGAUCAAGCCCUACUAUAUGAGUUUGCGGAUUGUCUUGCAGCUCAGACUUUCCUUCGUAUGGCUCAAUUACCAUAUUCAGUGAAGCAACGACCGAAUGCAGAGUUCAUUUCAUCCACAGGUCACAUCCCCUUCUUGAAAACACAGAAGCUUCUAGUUUCUGGAUUCAGUAACAUCGUAGAGUUUGUAUCCCGUAAAGGUGUUUCACUCUCUUCUGAUUUGCAAGAAACACAAAUAGCGGAAAUGAGAGCACAAAUGGCAGUUAUCGAUCAUCUCCUUCGUAAUGUUGAAAUUUACCUUGUUUGGAAGCACGAUGAGACCUAUCGAAGUGUGACUAAAGCUCGAUAUGGCUCAGUCUAUUACUGGCCUUUAAGCUAUGUACUUCCAACGUUCAGAAGAAGAGAUAUGCUCACCAAACUUCAGGACGCCGAGUGGCGUGAUAAAACGAUGGAAGAAGUUGUUGAGCAGAGCGAAAAGGCGUUCCGUUCACUAUCUUUCCAACUUGGGACAAAUCCUUUUUUGUUCGGAGAUUCCCCUACUGAAGCUGAUGCUUUGAUGUUCGGACAUCUAUUCACGAUUUUGACGGUUCGAUUACCCGCCAUGGAUGUUUUCAAUCUUCUGAAGAAAUUCCCGAAUCUGAUUGAAUUCACUCAAAGAGUAAACCGAGAUUUCUUCAAACAGUAG
This is a messenger RNA of Auanema sp. JU1783, 780 nucleotides long. The record is from the annotation of a GenBank genome assembly. NCBI's taxonomy places the organism in Eukaryota, Metazoa, Nematoda, Chromadorea, Rhabditida, Rhabditidae.